This is a messenger RNA of Boeremia exigua, 3142 nucleotides long. Its product is annotated as alpha,alpha-trehalose-phosphate synthase-like protein subunit Tps2. The record is from RefSeq and is a predicted model, not a curated record. Gene Ontology annotation, cellular component: cytosol; alpha,alpha-trehalose-phosphate synthase complex (UDP-forming). Gene Ontology annotation, biological process: cellular response to heat; trehalose biosynthetic process; fungal-type cell wall organization. The coding region runs from base 117 to 2978 and encodes 953 amino acids. NCBI's taxonomy places the organism in Eukaryota, Fungi, Ascomycota, Dothideomycetes, Pleosporales, Didymellaceae. Gene Ontology annotation, molecular function: catalytic activity. The transcript has 3 exons.
GUACGACGUGUGUCGUGCUGCCCUCCUAUUGCCUUCCCUAUUGCUACCCCCGCCACCUGGAGCCUAUCACUUUCUGACGCUGUGCAGCGCGACACCCGGGAAGCUACGUGUGCACCAUGGCACCAACCACACGUCCCAACGAUGGCGACCGCGAGUCCUUCGAGCCUCGAGAGAGCGAGCACCCUGCACUCCACCCCUCCAUCACCAAUGUGCCCGUCACCCCUGGCUUCGGUCUGCACGACGAGCAGCAGCCUCCCCAAGCGCAGAGCAGCAGCCUGCCCUUCAACCCAGAGACAGCGACACCUGGUCCGAACUGGGGCAACAAAGGCUCAUAUUUCCCCAGGCAGCAAGGCGAUGGCGCCGGCUCCCCCACCGAGCAGGUCGCUGGUGCGCGCACUGGUGAAGAGCUGCUGAAGAGGCUCAGUGUCUCCUCCGAGUCCACGAAGAAGCACGACCUGGCUGACGUCGACCCGCGAGCCGCGCACCCGGGGCUCAAUCUCAGCGGCAGGCUGAUCAGCGCGACUUUCGCGGUGCCCUACAACCUAGGCUAUUCAAAGGGUAAUGACUGGGAGAUGCGCCCUCGCCAUGGUACAUCUGCCCUCUUCGAUUCGUUUUCGUAUCUGGCCUCUUCUUCCUCUCCAUGGAACCACACGCUUGUUGGCUGGACCGGCGAGAUCUCAAACGCAACCGCUACCGUUGAAGAGCCUGUCCAACCGACGAUCAACAAGGCCGCCGCGCCCGUUCCAGUUGAUCCCAAGAAGCCAGCACCGCAGCAACAGCAGCCAUCUGGUAUACGCGUCGGGCGCGCUGAUCGUGAGCGACUGGAAAAGCAGCUUGAGCGCGACCACGGUGGCAAGAUCGUCCCUGUUUGGUUGGUUGACGAGGUUGAUGACGGAAAAGACGAGUAUAUCAUGAAGGAUCAGAGCCGCUGGCGCACAUACGCGGAGCACGAGCUCUAUACCAUCCUUCACUACAAGCAGAAUGAGCCUGCAGACGGACGCGCUGCGCGUAAAGCGUGGGCAGACUACUACCGCAUGAAUAAGCUCUUCGCGGAUCGAAUUCUGGAGCUCUACAGCCCUGGCGAUAUCGUCAUGGUCCACGAUUACCAGUUGAUGCUUCUUCCGAGCCUGUUACGCCAGCGUCUUCCAAACAUAUACAUUGGCUUCUUCCUCCACGUGCCAUUCCCCAGCAGCGAGUUCUACAGGUGUUUGAGCAGACGUAAAGAGAUACUGGAAGGUGUCCUGGGAGCAAAUAUGAUUGGUUUCCAAUCGUUCAGUUACUCCCGUCACUUCUCCUCGUGCUGUACGAGGAUACUCGGCUUCGACUCAUCUUCGGCUGGCGUUGACGCAUAUGGGGCACAUGUUGCAGUCGACGUGUUCCCGAUCGGCAUUAACUCAAUCUCAACUAAGCGUCAAGCUUUCGGAUCGCCCGAUGUUGAGGAAAGGAUCAAGCUCAUCCGAGAGAUGUACGCUGGAAAGAAGCUGAUUGUUGGUCGCGACAGACUUGAUGCUGUCCGUGGUGUCGUGCAGAAACUGCAAGCUUUCGAGAUGUUCCUCGAAAAGUAUCCUGAAUGGCAAGAGAAGGUCGUCUUGAUUCAGGUCACUAGUCCCAGUGCUGUUAUUUCGGAGGGAGGUGAUAACACGCACGAGAAGAUGGUGAACAAGAUCUCGGACCUUGCUGCCAAGAUCAAUGGCACGCAUGGAUCUCUAAGUUUCACGCCGGUUCGCCAUUUUCCGCAGUACCUAUCAGCGGAAGAGUACUUUGCCUUACUUCGAAUUGCAGACGUUGGCUUAAUCACCAGUGUCCGCGAUGGUAUGAACACAACGAGCAUGGAGUAUGUUGUCUGCCAGAAAGAUAAUCACGGUCCCCUUAUUCUCUCUGAGUUCUCGGGAACGGCUGGCUCGCUUAGCGGAGCGAUGCAUAUAAAUCCUUGGGACCUAGGAGGCGUUGCAGACGCCAUCAACGACGCGCUCAACAUGUCCACCAAGGACCGCGAUGAUCAGCACAAUCAACUGUAUAGUCAUGUUGUUAACAACAACGUCCAGUCAUGGACAAACAACUACCUCAAGAGGCUCCUGACCAAUCUAUCCUCGUUCGACCAGUCUUUCGCUACGCCAGCUCUGGAUCGCGCCAAGAUCUUGUCUCAGUAUCGACAUGCUAAGAAACGUCUCUUCAUGUUCGAUUACGAUGGUACACUGACGCCCAUUGUCAAGGAUCCAGCGGCAGCUAUUCCGUCCGACCGAGUGAUUCGCACGCUGAAGACCUUGGCGGCAGAUACUUCUAAUUCCGUCUGGAUCAUCAGUGGUAGAGAUCAGGCAUUCUUGGACGAGUGGAUGGGACACAUCCCUGAGCUUGGUCUUAGCGCUGAACAUGGAAGUUUUAUGAGGCAACCUCUGAGUGACGAGUGGAUCAACCUUACGCAGAAGGAGGAUAUGAGCUGGCAGCAAGAGGUCAUCGAUGUGUUCCAACACUACACUGACAAGACACAAGGUUCCUUUAUCGAGCAGAAGAAGAUUGCACUUACAUGGCAUUACCGAAAGGCCGAUCCAGAGUUCGGUGCUUUCCAGGCGCGCGAGUGUCAGAAGCACCUCGAAAGGACGGUAGCUAAGAAAUACGAUGUCGAGGUCAUGACAGGCAAAGCCAACCUCGAAGUCCGCCCAAGGUUCGUCAACAAGGGUGAGAUUGCCAAGAGACUGGUUCUUGAGUAUGGCGACGCCCCACCAGAGUUUGUUCUCUGCCUGGGAGACGACUUCACCGACGAGGACAUGUUCCGGUCGCUGCGGCAGUCUAAGCUACCUCUAGACCACGUGUUCUCGGUCACGGUUGGCGCGAGCUCCAAGCAAACGCUGGCAAGCUGGCAUUUGCUUGAGCCCACGGACGUCAUCUCGGUCAUCUCACUACUUAACGGCUCGGCUGAUGCGGGCAACGUGGGCGCUGUUGCGGUUGUGGAGGGGUACAUUCCAGAGAACCGAGCAUAGAGGCUUGUCUGGACGGACGAGGUGGCUACAAGGGAGCUACGAGGGAGCUUCGAGGAGGCACAUGUAUCAAGCAUUUCGACGGAGCAUAGGAGCAUCAAGGCAUAGACGAGAGCAGAGUCGCAUUCACGACGUCACAGAAGCAUUCGCAGGCUAGCUGCACGACC